UCAAUGGCCGUCUACUGGUUAUUGUGUUCGGGUGUCGAGAUCUGAGCAAUGUUAGUAGUUUUCUCUUAUUUUAUGCGCGCUGCUCGUUGUGCAUUCAGUUUUGCUUGAUCUGUGGUAAGACACUGAGCGUUGAGUUUGUUUUGUUGAAUGUGCUCAGUUCGUAGUUUUUGUGAACCUAGUGCGACCGGCUCGUUCAACUUGCCAUCAUGUUAGGCCUAGGCGCGGUGAAGUGCGCCCGCAAGUGCGAGGUGCGUUUUCCGCAAGAAACCAAACGUGGGCUUGCCUUGCGAACUUGCCGUUAAGGGAAACGAAAGCGCACUGUAGUUCGCACAUGCUUGACACGCGCAUCCAACAAAGGGGGUCUAUUCCCCACAUGCACCCAGAAAAACACAUUGCCUCUUCAGUGUGCCAGAGCCUGUUUUGUUGUUUCCCCACUGAAGGCGUGGAGCAUCUGGGGGUACAGCUCAGACACUCAGGCUCUUUGCUUGGGUGCCGAAUAACAGCAAGAUUGAAGAGGAUAGUGAGGCCACACUAGGGUUUGAGUGCCCUUGAGCAAGUGGAAGUAGCAUGGCAUCCAUUGAGGAGCACCAGGAACUUGCAGUUGGCAGCAGUGGUGCAAGUGAUUGUGAGGGCUCUGCUACUGGGAGCUUAGCUGGACCACAGUCACCUGAAGCUCCAGAGAGUGUGCUUGAAGAGGGGGAAGCGGUGGCUGAGAGAAAGAGCGAGGAACCAGCAGUGCAGGAAGCUGAACCUGUUACUGUUGCACCAAUCCACUCUCCUGGGGGCUGCAAUGAGGGGGUUGUUGAGAGUGAGGAAGAGGGCGCUGUUCAUAGCCCAGAGCCUGCACCACAACAGCACUUAACCGAGGACAUCAGCGAGGAUGCCGUGGAGGCAGCCCCUGCUGUGCCCGUGGCAAAGAAGUGCCUCAACAGCCGCUCUAUGGAGCCCCUGGAAGGAGAACUGGACUUUGAGGAUGAUGCUCCACCGGAGUCACCUAGCGGCACCUCACUUGACAAAGCGCCAAACAAAGACAGCAAGGAGGGCAAAGCGAAAGCAGACAACUUAGAAGAGGGAGAGGCUGAAGAUGAUGGCGAAGUGUCUGAUGUCAGUGGCACAGAGCUGUCGGUGCAGGAUGAUGACUUGGAAGAAGGCGAACUACCCGAGGGUGCUGGUGGAGGUACCGGAGCCACACGCAAGGCUGCCCAGGCGCCGCGGCCUAUUUGUCGUUUUUUCAACAAGGGGCAGUGCACGUGGGGUUCUUCGUGUCGAUUCAUCCACCCAGGCAUUAAUGACAGGGGCAACUAUAACAUGUUUGCCACUGUUCCCAAGCCACCACACCACCACAUGCCACCACCAAUUGGAGGACCAGCGGCAGUCAUGCGUGGUGGAGCGCCACCGCCAGAGUUUCUUGGGCCCCCAAUGCCACCGCUGCCGCCACCACCCGAAGAAAUGAUGCUGCCACCAGUAGAGUCCGCGUGGGAGCGAGGUCUCCGUCAUGCUAAAGAACUUAUGAAGCGUGCUUCUCGUCGUAAAGAACAGGAGCCUGACUUUGAGGAGAAGCGGCUCAACAUAGUACCGCCACAUCAUGAUCGGACACCACUACAGUCUGAGGUUGACAAAGAAAAUGACUUCUACGGGGCAAGUGUGCCUCCAACAUCUCGGGGCAUGAGUCCUCCUUACGUACGGCCUCCAAUGCCACCACCUCCUCCUCACCACCUUCCCCGAGGUGGUCGGAGAGGUGAUAGCCGCAGGGAUGAUUUCUAUGGCUUCGAUGAGCCGGAUUCUCUUGAGCAUUCGGAGCGAGAGGCCAGAGAAUAUUGGCAUGGUGGACGCUACGAGAACUUUGAAGUGCGCUGGAGCAAUCGGCAGGAGUAUGACCACAGGGAUCGAAGGGAAAAGGACCGGAGGCCUGGUCGUAGUUAUGAUAGAGAAAAAGGUAGCUAUUCUCAUACAACCCGAUCUGACCGACCACAUGGGGGUGGCUCUGAAAGGGAACCACGUUGGCGGGAGGAUCGCUUCCAAGAAGCCCCACCUCCACCUUUGAAUCGUUCACGGCCUGAUGAGUGGCGGGAUCCAUGGAGAAGGUCAAAGACGCCCAAGGGUCGAAGAAGUAGAUCCAGAGGUCGUAAUCGGAGGUCCUUUUCAAACUGUUCCUCUAGAUCACUUUCAUCCCAGUCAUCAAGGACAUCCGACAGUUGCUCCCGCAGCUCUUCUUCUCGAAGCUCUUACACCAGUUAUGACAGCCGUUCCAGGUCCCGGUCACCUGCUCCUGCUGCUGCACCAGCUGGAAGGCCACGUGGCAAUCAGCCCCCAUCAAGGGGACCACCCAUGUAUGGCCCUCCAAGCCAAGGGCCGGGCAAGCAGGGUGGUGGUGGUGCUAGCGGUGGAACCAGUGGUGGCACAGGUGGUGCAAGAUCUCCUGUACUGGAUCGCCGAAAACAGUACAAUCCCUCACCUCCUCCUAACACUACUCCCUUAAGUCCUUCCCGCAAGUCCCGGAGGAAAGGACCCAGCCCUCUACCAAGCAAGCAGAAGAAGUCACGAAGUGGUAGCUUCUCUGCAAGCUCCUCACGAUCCCGCAGUCGGAAUACAAUAUUAUCUAAGGGAGGGACACUUGAAACAAAGAAACGUUUCAUGGCCAC
Rhipicephalus sanguineus (brown dog tick) is the source of this 2642-nucleotide messenger RNA. Its product is annotated as zinc finger CCCH domain-containing protein 18. The record is from RefSeq and is a predicted model, not a curated record. NCBI's taxonomy places the organism in Eukaryota, Metazoa, Arthropoda, Arachnida, Ixodida, Ixodidae. Gene Ontology annotation, molecular function: metal ion binding.